Messenger RNA from Hermetia illucens (black soldier fly), 995 nucleotides. RefSeq names its product extensin (gene TwdlE). The record is from RefSeq and is a predicted model, not a curated record. The coding region runs from base 156 to 764 and encodes 202 amino acids. NCBI's taxonomy places the organism in Eukaryota, Metazoa, Arthropoda, Insecta, Diptera, Stratiomyidae. The transcript has 5 exons.
UAUACAGAAGUCAUCCAACGUUCGGUAAAAGAUCAAAUCUUUUCUUUGUCUGGAAUUUAUUUUUGAAUCCUUAUUAAAAAGGAUAGAAAGCGCCUAGAGGCAAGUGUCCAGUGAAGAACACCUUUGACACGUGUGUGGAACAUAUAUAUAAAAAAAUGAAGACCUUUGUGAUUGCAUCAAUGCUAUUGGCUGUGAGCAUGGCACGGCCUGAACCACCUUCCCCAUACCAAUAUAAAGCCCCGGCUGAUGCAGGCUCUAAUUUCGGUUUAAUCGGAGGUUCAUCAUCAGCAAUAGCACCAAGCGGCAGCUAUGGAGCACCAGCACCACAAUACGGCCCACCAACCCAAGCUCCCGUUGUUCACAAGCAUGUCUACGUUCAUGUUCCACCACCAGAGCCAGAAUAUGUUGCUCCCAGGAAACCAAUUGCAGUUCCUCCAGCACAAAAGCACUACAAAAUUGUUUUCAUUAAGGCUCCAUCACCACCAGCACCAACUGCUCCAAUCAUUCCUCCAAUUCCACAAAACGAAGAGAAGACCCUUGUUUACGUUUUGGUGAAAAAACCAGAGGAGCAACCAGAAAUUACUAUUCCAACUCCAGCUCCAACUCAACCAAGCAAACCUGAAGUUUACUUCAUUCGCUACAAGACUCAGAAGCAAGAAGCUGAAGGACCAUAUCCAAAUAGUAUUGCUCCAGCUCCAUCCGGUGAUUAUGGAGCGCCAUCUGCAUCUGCAGCGCCCAGUUCGGAAUACGGAGUACCUCAUUAGUUUUAGAAUGGAUUAUAAAAACGAAAUAUUAGUCUAUACGCAGUACAAACAACACUGUAAAUAUGCGUCGUCCUAAGCAAUAGAAAACACGUUACUGAUAUAAAGUGACUGGAUGAUACGUUGCAUCAUUUCCUGGAAACUUUCAUAUUCUAUUCUUUUUUCUAAUCUUUUAAUCAAUUUUAUUUUGUAUAUUUUUUUCUUAUAAAAUAUAGACAUAUCGAAUUUUUACGA